Metarhizium album ARSEF 1941 is the source of this 2097-nucleotide messenger RNA. RefSeq names its product calponin. NCBI's taxonomy places the organism in Eukaryota, Fungi, Ascomycota, Sordariomycetes, Hypocreales, Clavicipitaceae. The record is from RefSeq and is a predicted model, not a curated record. The transcript is spliced from 2 exons. Gene Ontology annotation, molecular function: protein binding. Bases 1 to 2097 code for a protein of 698 amino acids.
AUGGCGUCCGUCACGUCGCUGGACAAGGACCUGCGCAAGAUGCGCCUGGACAAGUACACCCCCGAGGCCGCCAAGGAAGCCCGUUCGUGGGUCGAGGAGGCGCUUGGGGAAAAGCUGCCGUCUUCAGAUUUACUGGAGGGCCUGAAGGAUGGCGUUGCUCUGUGCAAGCUCGUCAACCUUGCGACCCCUCCGCCGGGCAUCAGGUUCAAGAAGUCCUCCAUGCCCUUCGUGCAGAUGGAGAACAUCUCCCACUUCCUGCGCGCGUGCCAGUCCCCGCCGCUCAGCCUGCACCAGCACGACACCUUUCUCACCGUCGACCUCUAUGAGCAGAAGGAUCCCGCCCAGGUGCUCCAGUGCCUCGGCGCCUUCAGCAGAGCCGCGCACGACGCCAACCCGGGCCGCUUUCCGGACCCCAUCGGCCCCAAGCCCCGCGCCGCCGGCCUCAUCAGCCCCCAGGUAUCCGGCUAUGCGCCGCAGACUGGCCUCCGCGGCCGUGGCGCCUCCGUCACCAGCAACUCGUCCUCCGCCUACAGCUCCAAGCCGGUGCUUCCCCGCAGGGCCGAUGGCGACACAACUCCCACCGGCAGGCGCAGUCCGACCAAGAGCCCGACCUUUGCGAAUCCCGCCGCGUCUCCCGGCCCCGUUAGCAGCUGGAGCAAGCGGGAACACGAGGGAUCCACCGCGCCGGCAUGGAACAUCGCUCAGUACGGGUACAUGGGAGGUGCCAGUCAGGGGAAUCUGGGCAUUUCGUUUGGCGGCCUGCGACAGAUCACGAGUGCCGGCCCGCACGUGCCCAGCCUGGCCGACAAGGAGCGACGGCGAAGGGAAGACGCCGAGAGACAGGAGGAAGAGGAGCGCCAGCGAAGGGCACAGCAGGAGGCCCGGGAGGAGGAGGAGGCCCGGCGGGAGGAGGAACGCAGAUGGGAGGCCGAGGCGCAAAGGCUCCGUGAGGAAGAGCGUCGCAAAGCCGCAGAGGAGAAGCGCAGGUGGGAGGAACAAGAACGGCAGUGGAGACUGACCGAGGAGAAGCGCCGCAGGGAGGAGGAAGAGGCCGAGGCGAGACUGGAGGAAGAACGGAAACGAGCCAAGAGCCGCGGCGACGCCAGACUGCAGGGCCAGUCUCUGACCCAGCACCAGGCCGAACAGGCCGCGGCCGACGGUGGCAACAGCCGCAGCCAGAAGCUCGAGGAGCAGCUGGCGCGAGCACGCCAGCGCGAAGCAGAGUACGAGCGCGAGCGCCAAACACGCAGCGCCAGCAGACCCGUCGGUGACGUCGUCCCCGACAAAGCCAGGUCCAGGAGCCGGAACCGCGGCACCUCGUCGCCGCCCUCUCCGUCCACGCCGUCCACGCCGUCCGCCGUGGGACCCCAGCGCCCACAGAACCGCUACGAAUCAUGGACCAAGGACGACGAGCGGGACUACCUGCAUAACCAGUGGUCCCAACACCGGCAGGACUCGGGAGGACCAACUGUCGAGGCCCGGCGCGCAGAAUCCGUCGGCGCCGAGGCCACCCCUUCCCUCGCCUCAGCCCCCCGGCCCCUCCCCGAUCCCAACGUCACUCCCAAACCCAGGCCGCCGCUUGACAAAUCCCCCAUCUCGAGCCGCAGCGGCAGCAGCAGCCGCCGACCGCUCCCCGACCCCAAGACGUACGCGGCCCCUGCCUCGGCGUCGUCGCCUCGAAACCGAACAGACUUAAGCCCGGCCUCCAAUGCCCCUCCGCAGCAGGCGAAACCUCGCCCCACGUAUUCCCGCGAGCUGGGUGCCACGGAGGAGCGAGACGGCGAGGACCGCCGCCGCGCGCAGAGCCAGACGCAGACGGGGGCGGCCGGCCGGGCGUCCAAGUCGCUUCUCGAGCGGGAGAUGGAACUGGAGCGCCAGCGCCAGCGGGAGUGGGAAGAAGCGCAGAGGGAGACGGCCAGUGCCGUCCGCUCGGGAGACGGCGUAGAGGGCAUCGGCGGCGGCAUCGGCGGCAGGUGGGAUCUGGGUCAAUGGAGCGGUUACACGGGGGGCGAUUCGCAGAACAGGGGCUCCCAGGGCAUCGGCUCAGGGCGGAGGCAGAUUGUCGGGCCGCGGCCCCUGCCCGGCCCCGGGAGGUGA